CUGCUGGGGUCGCAGCACUAGGCUACGUGUUCUCUCUGGCAGCUGUCGAGCCAGUCGUAUGGUGCUGCUGCUGCCUUUGGCGCAAGAGCACAGAUCAUCUCUUUAGGCAGUUCGGCAUCUUUUCUUAUUUUUGAAGGCUGGUGAUUUUCUUGCCGGCUGUGUUCUGCACUUUCACCAGAGAAUAGUAAAUGCAGAAGCUUUCAAGAGGGAACAUACUUUGUUCCACCAACUAAUCUGACAAUGGCAAAACCUUAAAGAUUCAAAAUUAGCUGUGAUUGAAUAUGAUUAUUCUAUUUGUCGAUGGCUGUAAGGCCUGUCUUAUUUUCCCUCUGAGACUUGUCACGUUUAUUGCUGAGCAGGUUGCUACUUUUUGAACGCGAUGAGAAAAGCAGCAGUUGUUCUACUGAACGUAUAUCUUGAACAAACACUAUGCCCUAGCCUUGCAGAUGGUAAUUAGUUUGAAUCUCAGAAAUGUUUCAUUCAACAUCAAGUCAGUUAGGGAACUGAAAUUCUCAUCAGGACAAGCAGCUCAUACUGCCCCUGCUCUGAUGUGUCAGUCAAAACGUAGGACUGGUACUCAAUCCUGGUACAUAUGACUGUCUUUCUGAAGAAAAAAAUGAAUUCUCCUGGGAACGGGCACCAUGUACGCUUGUUCAGCUGGAUGCCUCAACUUGCCUCUUUUGUGCUGAGUGCAGAUAAACUGACAGUGGUGCCACUAACAGCCAGUGUCAUCUGUUGACGUUGAUGGAGCAGAUGCUCGUGCUCCUUGUAGAAAUACUUACGCUACAGCUGUUCUAGCACUACCUGGGGCCCUUCAGUGGGCUGCAGUGGAAGAACAGGGCAGCUGCCCUCCUGCCUUACGCCAGAGUGAUUCUCUGCUUUGUCUAGCCAGAACAUUAGGAUUUAGGGGAGCUUUAAUGUCAAAGUCCAAUAUCUGCUGAAUUAGUACUUCUGUAUCUGUGUGGAGGGUUCUUAUCUGUGGUACAGAAUUCCACUGUGUAGAUUUUCAUGGCUUUUACACAUGGUGUACUUUAUAUAAACAAGGAUGUGUGCCACAGUGCAGUUAGGCAAUGGACAUAGUGUUAACAGCACGGAGAAGUGCUGAGAUGAUACAGGAGGCUUCGUAAGCAGGCAGUCCACUGGCUGUUAGAAAGCCUUUCCUAAAGGUUCUGUCGCUCUGUCUGUCUUUACUGAGAAAAACAUUAUUAUGCAGUGCUUUGCCAGCAAAGAAAAUAAGUACAAAUCUUUUGCCCAGAUGAAGCGAAACUUGAGAUUUAUAGUAUUGUUUUCUUAAUUCACGGCACUGAGGCAAACUGUGUUUAUACAAAUAUUAAGAGUAAUAUGGAAUACAGCUAUGAUGACCCAUGUUACCUGUAAGUUGAGUGAAUCUGUUUUGGUAAUCAGCUAAUCAAUAUAUCUUUUCAUCUUCUCAUUGCAGUUGCAGAUGUGAUAGCAAAAACCUUAUUUCAUCCAGCCCUGAAGUCAGUGCAUAUGACAGACCCUGAUUUUUUUGUUGCACAUCAGAAGGGCUUUUCAGGGGACAAUACACCUAUUCCGCAAAUCACAGAGAUCGUUGGUUGGAAAGUUAACACAUGAAUUUAGGUUGGUUGCAGCAGAUAGAAGGUCCUGGAAGAUCCUGCUGUUUGGUGCUAUAAAUUUAAUAUGUAUUGGCUUCCUGCUAAUGUGGUGCAGCUCUACAAACAGCAUAGCUUUAACUGCUUAUACAUAUUUGACAAUCUUUGAUCUUUUCAGUUUGGUAACGUGUCUAAUAAGCUACUGGGUGAUGAUGAAGAAACCCAGUCCAGUCUAUUCAUUUGGGUUUGAGAGAUUUGAAGUUCUAGCUGUUUUUGCUUCUACGGUUCUGGCACAGCUUGGUGCUCUUUUUAUACUAAAAGAAAGUGCAGAGCGGUUUCUGGAACAACCUGAAAUACACACGGGGAGACUGCUGGUUGGUACUUUCGUGGCUCUCUUUUUCAACUUAUUCACAAUGCUUUCCAUUAGGAAUAAGCCUUUUGCUUAUGUCUCUGAAGCUGCCAGCACAAGUUGGCUUCAGGAGCAUGUUGCAGAUCUCAGUAGAAGUAUUUGUGGAAUCAUCCCAGGAUUGAGUAGCAUCUUUCUGCCACGAAUGAACCCUUUUGUCUUGAUUGAUAUUGCUGGAGCUCUAGCCCUUUGUAUUACUUACAUGCUGAUUGAAAUUAACAAUUAUUUUGCUGUAGACACCGCCUCUGCUAUAGCAAUUGCUUUGAUGACUUUUGGAACCAUGUAUCCCAUGAGCGUCUACAGUGGUAAAGUACUACUUCAGACAACCCCACCUCAUGUGAUUGGCCAGUUAGAUAAACUUCUUAGAGAGGUUUCAACUUUGGAUGGUGUCUUGGAAGUUCGAAAUGAGCAUUUCUGGACAUUAGGUUUUGGCACUUUGGCUGGAUCAGUACAUGUCCGAAUUCGGAGAGAUGCAAAUGAACAGAUGGUACUUGCCCAUGUCACUAAUAGACUAUACACGUUGGUCGCUACCUUGACUGUUCAGAUUUUCAAAGAUGAUUGGAUCAGACCUACCUUGUCAUCUGUGCCUAUUGCAAACAAUAUGCUGAACCUUUCGGAUCAUCAUAUUAUUCCUAUGCCAUCUUUGAAAGCUGCCGAUAAUUUGAACCCUGUCACAUCCACUCCAGCCAAGCCUAGCAGUCCACCGCCAGAAUUUUCUUUUAAUACACCUGGAAAAAAUGUGAACCCGGUUAUACUUUUAAACACUCAGACAAGGCCCUAUGGAUUGGGCUUUAAUCAUGGAUCUGCACCUUACAGCAGCGUAUUCAGUCAAGGAUUUGGAAUACCAGGAAUGGGAGCAACUCAAGGAUUCAGAACUGGUCUUACAAAUGUCCCAGGCAGAUACGGAACAAACACUCAUGGUCAACCCCGGCCAUAAUAAACACCGUUAUUUAUUGUACUGAGGGUAUUGACUUAAUUCUUUUAUUACCUAAUUUUUAUAAACAUUUGGAAUAUCAGAGCGUUCUAAAUGGCUGGGAACAAGUGCAUUGUUCAUAUUCAUGGAAUGGUCAAAUUACGUUUUUUUUCUUUUUUUUUUCUUUUUUUUUUUCCUUUGCAUCAGCAAUAGCCUGUGUAAUGGCACAAAUAUUUUCGAGGCUUACAAUACUGUACAGGUAGUUUUUAUAGUGUGUCUGUUCCCAUUCAGCUCCCUUCUUAAAGAAUGACAGCUCCAUGAGAGUAAAAUUGCGAACUGAUAACUUUGGGGUGGCGUGGGGAAGGGGCUGGGGAGAGAAUUGCUUACUGAAUGAUGGUUAAUUAAGAGAGUAGGGAGUUGCAGAAGUACACAUCCCUUAAAAAUAUUUUGAUAGCUGUAUUAAUCCAUGUUUUGGCAAAGUCACAACUAGUUUUUCCCGGGUUGCAAAAACCUAUCAAUAUUCAUAUUAAUGCCAUUGUGAAGACAAACUGGUAUUUCAGAUUCUAAUUAAUUUUAUGAGAGCAUGUUUUUACAUUUUUGUUGAUGUUUUUAUGGGAGUUCAGAUGGUUCAGCAACUAUUUUCUAGCUGUAAGUGUUCCAUAUUAGUCUGUGACUUUUUUCUUUUUAGGUUUAAUUGCAAAAUUACUUAGCAAUAUACUGCAAAAUAAAAUAUUUCAAAUGUAAGAUUUUACAAGCACAUCUUGCUUACGGUUAACCCUAUCUAAAAUACAAAACAGAUGACUGUAUUGUUUGUGAAGCCAGUAUUUAGUUGUUGACUAUUGAAAGUAUUCUUUGAUUUGAUUGUGACUUUAUGUUUUUCCUGUUUGUGUUUUUCCUGCAUUUCCAGGAAAAAAGGAGCUGCUUAUAUACCUGGUUUAUAUCCCGAGUACAGGUUAGGUUGGUGAUUGCUGACACUUGUUAGCGUCAGUGCCAGAGAGGUUAACUUUUGGGGCACACCGGGAAUAAGACUGCCUAACUUGUCUCUGCCUUUGCGUUGUUGUUCUAUUGUACAUCAACAAGGCUUUAUUUCUUCAGGGCUUUUCUAAGAGAGCUCUUCCCUCUGACUGCUAUCUUUUUCUUCAUUGCUCUGAUAAAAAGGCCUUUCAGAAAUACUUUAAUUUUUUCUCUUCUUCCCUGCUGUAUGAAUCUUUUAAUUUCCUAGCCAGUACCUCCACUGCAUGUUCUUCUGCAUCUUGGCUGUUCAGGAAUGGGUUGCCCUUUCCUGCUGUUUCACUUGCAACUCAGGGUGCUAUAUAUUGACUUCCACCUUGUUAAUUUGUGUACUAAGUAGGUGUCCAUCUGUCCAAAGUAGUUAGAGAGCUGCAGUAUCUCAGGGACUCCGCAGAUAUUAAUAUAUUACCUGAAGAUAAUGGAUUUGAUAGAGAGAAAAGUCUUUUUCUCCUGUAGAACUAAGUUGAAAAUAACCCCCAGCCUUCAUGUGAAUUUUCAAGCUCUGUAGCCUCUUCACAAUGGCUGUGGAGCGCUUCAUUUCUUAUGAGAACGUUGCUUUCCUCUUUGUUUUUCCACUACCUGUAGUACUCUCUCUGACAUAUGGAGGAGGGCUUCACUCUUGCAAACAAAGCAAGGUGGCAUGCUGCAUGACAGUGUCUUGCUGAGAUUUUGUAGGCUGAGGGCAGUGUGCUGAGAGCCGCUGGUACACAGUAUACGUAAGUUACAAGUAAGGAAUCUAGUUCUGUACUUCAUUUGCAGCAAAAAUAAUAGUGAGAGUGCUGUGAUAGAAGAUGUAAUGACCUGGGAAACUUGUAUUAGAAACGACGGUGAACUUGUAAGUACAGGCGAUGUUUUUCUGAAAGCAGCAUUAGCUCAGUCGUCACCUUUCAUUAUUCUGUCUUUGUGAAGUCAGUCUCCUAUCAGAUGUGCCCUUGCUGCAUGGGAAUUCACUGAAGCACAGAACAUUUGAACAGAUUCUCUUUACCUCUCGGGUGCUGAGCUAGACCGCGCUCUCUACGAUAUCUUCAACGCCUUGGAGCCAGCAGAAUGUUUACAGUACGCUCCUCUUAUGUGGCCUGAGAACUGUUCCUUUCUCCAGUUUCAUAACCAAACAUUUCUCUUUCUGUGACAAUUUAAAUAUAUUGUCUUAUAUUGAUUGCAUGCCUACUUGUUUUUAGUAGAAAAUUAAAGCUUCAUUUUGUUAAAAAAUGAGGCUGAUCUUUGAUUCAAAGUGGGAAGGGAGAACAGAAUCCCAGAAUUCUGAGUGCAAUAUGAUCAUGAAAUAUUUUUUGGAAUAAUUGUUUACAAUAUAUAUCUAAUCUGCAGAUGAUAAAGAUUCUUUUAGACAGUAGAACAGCUUUUUAGCUGCUUUAUUGUUAUGAAUUUAUUCAGACUGUUUGUUGAAUCAGCAUAGAGUCAAGUAUGAUCCUUAAAAUGACAAGGAAAAAAGUGGUCAUUUAUGUGCAGGAUUUUAUAGUUAUCUUUCUAUAUAUUGAUGUUUAAAUCAUUCUCUCAGGUGAUAUUUCAGUCUCGAUAAGCAGAUGUGUGAAACUUAGCAGAACUAAGUGUUUUGCUGGGUGUGCUACCAGUCUAAACUGAGUUCUUGCGGUAAUUCUACCAAAAGGAAUUUUACUGCAUUUUGUCUUUUCUAAUUGUAUUUUACUUUUAGUGUUAUAUGGUCACAAUCAGAAGGUGUAUUUGAACUGUGGUGAAUAAGAACUGCUGGUUUAGGCUGUCUUCAUUCAUGAUCCAAAAGCUGUCCCAGCUAGAGGAAGAAGAGGGCAUAUUCUCACUGUUAUUUCUAUCUGCCAGAGGAUUCAGCAUUGUUAGUUCUUUAGCCUGUUCAAACUGUUUGCAUAGGAAAGUGGCCACUUCGGAAGCACAUAAAUGCAUCAAGUUUUAGAGUAUCUAAGGGAUGUGUAUCAUUACUUAGGCUAGGUUUAUUGUGACAAAGUGAUAAUGUUGUUCAGUGGCUA
Struthio camelus australis is the source of this 5880-nucleotide messenger RNA. RefSeq names its product solute carrier family 30 member 6 (gene SLC30A6). Gene Ontology annotation, cellular component: Golgi apparatus; membrane. Gene Ontology annotation, molecular function: monoatomic cation transmembrane transporter activity. Lineage: Eukaryota; Metazoa; Chordata; Aves; Struthioniformes; Struthionidae. Gene Ontology annotation, biological process: transmembrane transport; zinc ion transport. The record is from RefSeq and is a predicted model, not a curated record.